AUGAAUUCUUUUGUCACUACUCUGGAAAGGUUGACAAGCUUGAGAGUUCUUAGUUUGGUGUCCUUGGGAAUUUGGGGUCCACUUUUGGACAAAAUUCAUCGAUUGUUUGCACUUGAAUACUUGGACUUGGGUUCCAAUUAUCUCUUUGGUUCAGUUCCUCCUAAAAUCUCUGCAAUGGUGAAGCUUCAAACUCUUAAGUUGGAUGACAAUUUCUUCAAUGAUACAAUCCCCAAUUGGUUUGAUUCUCUCUCUAAUCUGACAUUUCUAAGCUUGAGAAAUAACAGAUUAAAGGGUCCAUUUCGAUCUUCAAUAAGGCAUAUCACCACUCUCAUUGAUCUUGUUUUAUCUGUGAAUGAAAUAUCUGGGAGAUUACUAUAUCUCAGUGGCCUAAGUAGCUUAAAUGUGCAGGACUUGAGUGAAAACAAAUCAGAUUCUGAUCUACCUGCAUUGCCAAGAGAACUGGUCAUGGCCUUUCUCAGUAACAACUCCUUCUCAAACGUUUCCAAAGCCGAAGAAAUGGAGCUCGAAAGAUACACAGAUUCCACGGAGGGAUUCACAUUCCUCAGACCCUCUUCUUGGAUUAAGGUGGAUAAAGCAGGGGCCACAGUUCUAUUUCAGGAGCCAAACAAGGGAAGUAACAAUGUUGGAGUUGUGGUGAACCCAGUUCGUCUCUCCAGUCUUGGAGAAUUUGGGACUCCUCAGUUUGUUGCUGAGAAGCUUAUUCAAGCCGAAAAGCGCAAGGAAAGCACGAUAGAAGUUGAGCUGAUUGGAGUGGCAGAGAGAUCGGGCCAAAAGGGUCUACAAGUUUAUGAAUUUGAGUACAAAGUAGAUAGCAGUAGGGGUGGAUUAAAGAGAAUUUUUUCAGCUGCAUUUGUGGCUUCUAGGAAGCUUUACCUCCUAAAUAUCAAUUAUUCAGACAAGCAAGAGAGUCCUCUUGACAAUUAUACAAGAACGAAGCUGGAAGAAGUUCUUCAUUCCUUUGAUGCAGCACCUACGGCAUGA
Pistacia vera is the source of this 1002-nucleotide messenger RNA. Its product is annotated as psbP domain-containing protein 2, chloroplastic-like. Gene Ontology annotation, cellular component: photosystem II; extrinsic component of membrane; photosystem II oxygen evolving complex. Lineage: Eukaryota; Viridiplantae; Streptophyta; Magnoliopsida; Sapindales; Anacardiaceae. Gene Ontology annotation, molecular function: protein binding; calcium ion binding. The transcript has 4 exons. Bases 1 to 1002 code for a protein of 333 amino acids. Gene Ontology annotation, biological process: photosynthesis. The record is from RefSeq and is a predicted model, not a curated record.